AUGCCUAACACCGAGCCAAUAUCGCCACCGCAAGCGAACUUCCAAAAGGAAUGCUGUGAUUUCGUGGACGAGAUCGAAUACCUAACGUUCUAUAUCAGAGAAAAGGAAAAUCAAGGCGGCAUCGCACAUCGAUCAGUAGUUUAUGAGGGGCUAAUGAGGAUCUGGAACCAAGUGGCAGACGUCAAAGACGCUGGACUUGACAUGGUCGCUGAGGCCCCGAAGUGCGCUCUUGUCGCCGAGGCGCCCAAAUAUUGGUUCAUUGAGGCUCUUGCAGACCAGACUCCUUUCGAGCAUCAAUGUGAUAGUCUAGAGUACGAUCUAGAACAAUGGGCACGGUCCGUUCUCCGUAACGAGGCGGAGAACUUUUGGAUUGCUGGUCUCCUUGAGAAUAUGGCUUUGCAACUGUCGGGGCAAUAUUAUUUGUUUGGAUUCCGUGCUGUCAAAGGAUUGUAG
This is a messenger RNA of Penicillium paradoxum, 453 nucleotides long. RefSeq lists its product as uncharacterized. The coding region runs from base 1 to 453 and encodes 150 amino acids. Lineage: Eukaryota; Fungi; Ascomycota; Eurotiomycetes; Eurotiales; Aspergillaceae. The record is from RefSeq and is a predicted model, not a curated record. The transcript has a single exon.